ACGGCAUUCAAUCGUCAUCAUACCCGGCCCCAAAAUCGGAAUCCUUUUCUCUCGUACCACGCUGAAUCUGCAUUUCAAGAAGCAUCAUUGCGACGUCCACCGAUCCGGUCUACCUGCCGUGCCUUUCUGUAUGUUCAGUUAGCCAACGAUGAGUUCGGAAAAUUACCGCAGCGCCUCCAAGACGCAUGACCCCGGCUGGAACGAUCCACCAAAGGUAGCAAUCGGUACGAACGAAGCACCGCACACUGCACCGAGCCAAACGAAACCGCUCCUCAACAAGCGUGUAGCGUUUCCACUGCAAUCUGGCACUCCGGCAACAGCGGCUGCCUUGGCCGGGCCACCGGGCGGUGCUCCGAUGGUGGCUGGACCGCCACCUUCCGGUGGGCCACCGGUUACGUUCCGCCGAAGACCGACCUCGGAAUCCAGUGGCGACCAGCACGAACCAGUGAGUGCGGGCACCGAGAGCCGCGAGGACCAAUUUCGCCUACUACAAUCGGCCCUGAACGAGUGUGUCGAGCGGCUGGAUACGAACCGGCGGCCAGAGGUACAGAAGCGUCUCAACCUGAUCAACGAGGCGUGGUCUGGGGAGAAGCUGGGGGCCGGUUUGGAGCAGUACUUGCACCAGUUUGCUACCGCCCUGAAGGAGCAAGAUGCGACCCGUGCCGGUAGCGUGCAUCGCUCGAUUAUCUGUGAUUUCGGUUCAAAGUGUACGCUGUGGGCACCGGCGCUGAGGCAGCUCAUCUUUGCCCUGCCACCGACCGAUUCCGGUGAGCAACCGUCGGACAGUGUGAUAGUGAAUCCAAUCUAGGCACCGCUGCGUACGUACUGCCACCCUCAGGGGUACCGUUUUGCGUUUAUUGUGUCUAUAUAUUCCCUCAUAUUAAAAGUUAAAUUCGUGUUAAAGUAAUAAAGCAAUUGCUCAAGCAAUACGCCGGACAA
Messenger RNA from Anopheles aquasalis, 939 nucleotides. RefSeq names its product steroid receptor RNA activator 1-like. Gene Ontology annotation, cellular component: nucleus. NCBI's taxonomy places the organism in Eukaryota, Metazoa, Arthropoda, Insecta, Diptera, Culicidae. Gene Ontology annotation, biological process: regulation of transcription by RNA polymerase II. The record is from RefSeq and is a predicted model, not a curated record.